AUGAUCCAGCGUAGCGGACCGACUCUGCCGGUUAACGCUCAGCCAGAUUUGAAGAAAACUGGUAGCGAAUCGAAUUUACUCACUAAAAUGAAUCUAAAUCUAGCACCGGCCAGUAUAUCUGGUAGUAUGACGCAUUUGGCCGGUGACAGCGAGAGGAAACGAAACGAUAUGACAUCAGACUUGCCCAAUUCUGAGAACGCGUGCGACUCAUUUGCUACUACCAAUAAAGUUUAUGAGACUGACAUACUGUGA
This is a messenger RNA of Leptosia nina, 252 nucleotides long. The record is from the annotation of a GenBank genome assembly. NCBI's taxonomy places the organism in Eukaryota, Metazoa, Arthropoda, Insecta, Lepidoptera, Pieridae.